Sordaria macrospora k-hell is the source of this 1722-nucleotide messenger RNA. RefSeq lists its product as uncharacterized. Gene Ontology annotation, biological process: sulfur amino acid metabolic process. Gene Ontology annotation, molecular function: sulfate adenylyltransferase (ATP) activity; adenylylsulfate kinase activity; ATP binding. The record is from RefSeq and is a predicted model, not a curated record. Lineage: Eukaryota; Fungi; Ascomycota; Sordariomycetes; Sordariales; Sordariaceae. Gene Ontology annotation, cellular component: cytoplasm.
AUGUCCAACCCACCCCACGGCGGCGUCCUCAAGGACCUGAUCGCUCGCGAUCUCCCUCGCCAUGCUGAGCUCGAGGCUGAGGCAGAGACUCUUCCCGCUCUGCUCCUCUCCGAGCGUCAGCUUUGCGAUCUUGAGUUGAUCCUCAACGGUGGUUUCUCUCCUCUUGAAGGUUUCAUGAACCAGGAAGACUACAAUGGCGUCGUCAAGGAGAACCGCCUCGCUUCCGGCCUCCUCUUCUCCAUGCCCAUCACCCUCGAUGUGUCUGAAGAAACCAUCUCCGAACUCGGCCUCAAGGCCGGCGCCCGCAUCACCCUGCGCGAUUUCCGCGACGACCGCAACCUCGCCAUCCUGACGGUCGAUGAUGUCUACAAGCCUGACAAGGCUCUCGAGGCUAAGGAGGUCUUUGGAGGAGACGAGGAGCACCCUGCUGUCAAGUUCCUCUACGAGACUGCCAAGGAGUACUAUGUGGGCGGCAAGCUUGAGGCUGUCAACAAGCUCCAGCACUACGACUUUGUCGACCUCAGAUACUCUCCCGCGGAGAUCCGCACCCACUUCGACAAGCUCGGCUGGUCCCGAGUCGUCGCCUUCCAGACCCGUAACCCCAUGCACCGCGCCCACAGAGAGUUGACCGUCCGCGCUGCCCGUUCGCACCAUGCCAACGUUCUCAUCCACCCCGUCGUCGGCUUGACCAAGCCUGGUGACAUUGAUCACUUCACCCGUGUCCGCGUCUACAAGGCUCUCCUCCCCAGAUACCCCAAUGGCAUGGCCGUCCUCGGUCUCCUCCCCCUUGCCAUGCGCAUGGGCGGUCCCCGCGAGGCCAUCUGGCACGCUAUCAUCCGCAAGAACCACGGUGCGACCCACUUCAUCGUCGGCCGUGACCACGCCGGUCCCGGCAAGAACAGCAAGGGUGUCGACUUCUACGGCCCUUACGAUGCCCAGUACGCCGUCGAGAAGUACCGUGACGAGCUCGGCAUUGAGGUCGUUCCCUUCCAGAUGAUGACCUACCUCCCCGAUAGUGAUGAGUACGCCCCCGUUGAUGAGAUUCCCAAGGGUGUCCGUACCCUCAAUAUCUCCGGAACCGAGUUGCGCGCUCGCCUUCGCAGCGGCCGCGAGAUUCCCGAGUGGUUCUCUUACCCCGAGGUCGUCAAGGUGCUGCGCGAGUCGCACCCUCCCCGCUCCCAGCAGGGCUUCACCGUUCUCUUUACCGGCUACCCCAACUCAGGCAAGGAUCAGAUCGCCCGUGCUCUGCAGGUAACGCUCAACCAGCAGGGCGGUCGUUCCGUCUCCUUGUUCCUCGGCGAGAACAUUCGCCACGAGCUGUCUUCCGAGCUGGGCUACAACCGCGAGGACCGCGAUAAGAACAUUGCUCGCAUCGCCUUUGUUGCUUCUGAGCUGACCAGGUCCGGUGCCGCUGUUAUCGCCGCUCCCAUUGCCCCCUUCGAGAAGGCCCGCCAGAGCGCCCGCCAGUUGGUUGAGAAGUACGGCGAUUUCUACCUCGUGCACGUCGCCACUCCCCUCGAGCACUGCGAGAAGACCGACAAGAGAGGCAUCUACGCCAAGGCCCGCGCCGGCGAGAUCGAGAAUUUCACCGGUGUUAACGACCCGUAUGAGACACCCGUCAAGGCCGACCUUACCGUCGACUGCGAGAAGCAAUCCGUGCGCUCCAUUGUCCACCAGAUCGUUCUCCUGUUGGAGAGCCAGGGUCUCCUCGAUCGUUUCUAA